Iphiclides podalirius (scarce swallowtail) is the source of this 384-nucleotide messenger RNA. The record is from the annotation of a GenBank genome assembly. Lineage: Eukaryota; Metazoa; Arthropoda; Insecta; Lepidoptera; Papilionidae.
AUGGUCGGUACAGGAACGAUGGCGAAUCCAAGUCGCACUGACAUUGCGUACAGAUACAAUCCGGCAUUCCAUAUGGAAUGCGGUCGCUCGACCGGCCGCACUCCGCCCCGCGGCGACGCCCGCUCUCCUUCAUGUUUUCUUAGCCAUUCGCUUCCAGGUCGGACACUUGGAGUGCGAGUGCAACACUGCGAUAUACCAACGUUCGCACUGAAGUUGCGGAGCGGACUGAGCGGCGAGGGGGCUCCGGCCGGCGUCGGACUCGGUGAUGUGAGCGUGGGGAGCGGUGCGGGGCGUGCGCGCUCGAGUCGCCGUGCCGACGUGGCCGCCCGCCGCCGCCGCCGCUUAGCAACGCGCCGCUCGCCCGGCGGCCCGCAGGACCCGAGA